UACCUGUGUUGAAAUAUCUUGCAUGCCUUGUGCAUAGAAUGUAUGUGAGGAAACGUGCGUAAUGUUGACUUUGGAUGUAUGGAGAUGUCGAGCAACUGAGGAUCCAUAAGAACACAUAAGAGUGAUUGUCAACCAAAACAGACAUUGAAAAAAUGAGUCAAGAUGAAGGGAUAUCAUUGUCGGUUCCCUCCUUUGGUCUUGGCUCGGGCCCUGAGGGUGCCUGCGGGGACUCUGCUGGCUCCCGGGAAGAGAGCGUGAGCGGUGCCCCUAUUCCCGCGGCUGGGACAUUCUGGCACGACUCGGUGGUCAGCGGAAGCAUCAUUCCUAAUAUUCUGAGCUGCCCGAAGGACAGUGGCGGCUUGUUGUCUACGGUGAAAUGUAAAAGCAGGGCUGUCACGGUGGCAUAUGUCGUCAACAGCGAGCUCACUCAGCCGCACACCGCAGAGAACAUGGCCCUGCAUUGCCUGAAAGACGCUUGCGACUCCGUGGGAAGUAAACUGGAAAUCAUACACUUUGGAAAGAUCGACUUUGGAGAGACGUGUGUGCUUGAUCAGUUCUAUAAUGCAGACAUAGCUGUGGUGGAGAUGACGGACGCUUUCCGCCAGCCCUCCCUGUUCUACCACCUGGGUGUGAGGGAGAGCUUCAGCAUGGCCAACAACAUCAUCCUGUACUGUGACACCAACUCUGACUCGCUUCAGUCCCUGCAGGUAUCUGCUGGAGCCAGACCCUAUUGGCUGCAAUAG
This is a messenger RNA of Salvelinus namaycush (lake trout), 743 nucleotides long. RefSeq names its product mitogen-activated protein kinase kinase kinase 5-like. NCBI's taxonomy places the organism in Eukaryota, Metazoa, Chordata, Actinopteri, Salmoniformes, Salmonidae. The record is from RefSeq and is a predicted model, not a curated record. Bases 153 to 743 code for a protein of 196 amino acids. Gene Ontology annotation, molecular function: MAP kinase kinase kinase activity. The transcript is spliced from 3 exons. Gene Ontology annotation, biological process: cellular response to stress.